AUGAGCCAGCACUAUGCCUAUCCUCCACCGCCCGCCUCCCGCCUUGCUACUGCGGGCUCGUCCUCGUCGUCUUCUGGCCCCUCUGGGCGGAAUCGGCCCGUGUCUGCCCGCCUGCCUUCGAUAUCAACUGCCUCCUUGACUCCUCCAGGCCCUUAUUCCUCGACGCCUCCAUCGGCAACGCAGCAGCAGCAGCAGCAGCAGCAUCUGCCAUACACGCCCAGUGCGCUCAAUCCUAGGACGACAGACGGCCUCCCGCCUCAGACGCCCGUCAUGGAGCCUUACAAUCCUCGACAGUGGAGCAGCCGAGGACACGUCUCUGGCUCGCAGAUGCUCUUCCAGCAGCGGCAGGCGAACGUGCCAGCCAACGCGGCGCAGAUGACGGGCAUGGAAGGUGUGUCAAUCUGUUCUUUCGUGGACGUAUAGGCCGUGCGAAUGUAUGUUGUUGAUCGACGAUGUUGUCGGACGCGCGAAUACUAGACGUGGAUGCGCUUCGUGAAGAUGCACUGAUCCAACAUCUACUAGCUGCUAUGCCCUCACCUCCACCUCCAUACUCCCCAGCAACACCGGAGAAUGCUCAUCGGGCUGCUGUAGCUUCACCCUUGAUGGAAAGCGUUGGCUUCACUGCUUCGCCACCAGCGGAAAGUUCACUGAGGCCCUCACCACAGGCUCCAAUGUCUCCCGCAUUCCCUCCACCGCCGCCUCAGUCGUCGAGGCAUCGUGAAAGGUCUGCAUCUGGAUUGGGUGGCAAUAGAUCGUUCUUUAGCCUUUCUGGUCUCCGAGGAAAGCAGCCUGCUCAGGCAGAGUUGCAACAGCCCCAGCAAAGCAAUCCUGCCCAGGCACCUAUGUUUGUUGACGCCCGACCUCCGGCAGCCAGGAGAGCAGCGUCAACAGGGCACAUGCCAGUCGGUAGCUCUGCAGCAUCCUCAGCUACAGGAUCCGCUGGACGCGACUCGCCUGAAAGCAGAUGGCAGCCGGGCAUGCCUCUCCCGGGACCUCCUCCAGGGCCACCUCCAGCCGGUCAUCGUUCUCAGAGUCUCAACAGACCGGCUGGAGUUUCUGGCUCUGGUAGAACCACUCCAGAUGCUGUAGUCCAAGUGCCUCGCCCACGACGAGCUGCGGCACCUCCCAGUAGUCUUGGUCCUGUACCUCCGACACCUUCAAAUUGGGAAGAUGACGACGCACGGAUAGUUCAGCAAGAACAAGCACCACCUGUACCUUCCCUGCCUGCUGCGGAUGCGCAACCACUGAGGAUAGACACUGGUUCGAGUCGGGAUUCGAUGCUUGCUCGAAGACCUGCAAAACGAGACACGAGCGCCCAAGGCAUCAGGGAACGGCGAUCGAGAAGUCGAGCAGCAAAGACUGGUGAGGAUGAAUCGCGACCUAGUGAUCUUGUCUUCUUGCCAACCGAAGGAGCUAUAAGCCGCAGGCGAGAGCACACGAGAAACAUUUCCGGCCUUGCGGGACCCUCCUCAGCACCAAGCUCAGCUUCUGGUCCACUACCUCCCUCUUCGAAAGCUCCAGCAAGUGUUAUGACACCGCCAUACACUCCUGCGGUCGGUAAAUCACCCGUAGAGUACAGAAAGAAGCAGAAUGUGAAGGUGCCUGGUAGUGCAUCAAGCGACAGGCCAAUCUCGCAUCUGCUUCGUACCCCAAACGAAGAUACUGGUGCAAUGCCCGCUCCUCUGAGCCCAGCACGGCCUCCCACUAGUGGGUCCGGGAAGGCUCCGUCCAACCUGGAUGCCUUUUCGCUGCAGGCGAUAGAGCGCCACAGGAGCUUCAUCGAGAAAGAGGCUGCGGCCGCAACCGACGAGGAGCGACUGGAACUUUUCGCUAACUUCAUUGUGCACGAGUCGCGUCUUCGACGCGACUGUUACCCUGCUGCUUACAAUGCGAUGGCCGGCGACAUUAUGGACCUUACUCGAGAUAUGUGGCGCUCUUAUGCUGGCCGAAGUAGCAGACGAGUAGUGACACCCAGCACAUCCAUGUCGUCAAUGGACCCGACAAUGCCUUCUUGGGCUUCUGAUGGGCAACCCGCAUCGGCUCACGCGAACGUGCCAAGCUCGGCAUCCUCCAUGGGUGAUUUUACGCCUGCCACAGACGCCGGAUCUGUUGGAGACAUCAGUGAAGGCUUUGAACGUCAUGAAGGCCGACAGUGGGCGGAUGCUUUCAAACCGUCUCUAUCGCCGAUACCUAGCAUGGCUGUCAGCACCGUUGCAGAUGAGCAUAGUUCACGAGGGCGAACAGCCAGUCGGUGGUGGGAAGCCAGCAACUCAGGGUCAGGAUCCAUUGGCAGACCAGAUCGAAUUGAGAAGUCGAAGAGGGAGACGAAGUACAUGGGAGUCAGCCCUGCAACGCUCCAAUUCAGCAACGAGGAUCCAGCUCCACGCAAUCCCACACCUGGAGCCAGUGAGCCGCCAUAUGCGUACGGUCCAGAUGAGUAUCCUCCGGAAAAGGUUGGUUGGCAUGAAGGCCAUGAUUUCGACACUCCGAUGGCCACGCCACAUAGGCAAGGGGAUCGCAAAGCAUCGACACCAGGCAUUGCUCCACUUGACGUAUCAAGGCUGGUAACACUUCCGCCGCCAUACCCUCGACACCACCCAGCCAUCAGCAAUAGCCAUCCACGAUUGAGCGACUACCGAUCUGUGCAUCGUGAACUCGCUGACCACGCCGAAGUGCAGAAGAUCAAAGACUCGUACAUGGACCAAGACUUCUCACUUUCCCGCGAGCAGCAAGAAGGCACAAAGCAGCGACGUGCUAGACUGAGGGCUGACAUUCAGCGCAAGAUCGCGGAUGGCAGCAUGUCGUUCGCCGAUGCUGCGAAAGCCGAGGCUGAUUUCGAUGUUGAAGAAGCGGAGCGCGGCAAGGCCACUGCGAGAGCCAACUUCGACGUCUUCGAGGGCAGUGUCUCUCACCCCAUGAACACCUUACUGACUGAGCGUCUGGACAAAGCCAAUGAUGCUAUGAAGCAGCUUCGCAGUGAUCUGGAGAGCGGGCAUUGGUCCGCGGAUCCUAACCGCGCGCAGGAAGAAGGGGACGAGCAUCCCGAACGGCUGGAGAAAUUGACGCUGCUGAAGUGGAUCUUCGAAGCUCGCGAGCACUUGCACAAGGAGAUGUUCGAUCUCCAUGCAAUGCGCAGCGAGAAGUAUUCCGAAGUCAUCCUCACCCCGUACCGCAUUUCCAAGGCUCAGGCGAAGAUGGACGAGGCGACUACUUUCUUCAAGAAGGAUGGCUCGGAACGGCAAGUCUCAUUCGCCAGGGACUCGCUCCGUCGAUUCGAAGAAUUCCAGAUCUUGAUCGAGCAGAACGUUUCCCGAGGAGUCGAAGACCAACUCUCGGCUUUCUGGGAUAUUGCGCCCGGGUUGCUCGAGGUGAUCCAACAGAUCCCCUCUCGCAUGGACGGCUUCGAAGUGGAAAUCCCUCCGCAGGAAUUCGAAGAAAACCCUUCAUACCACGAACACCCCUUGCAAUAUUUGUACAGCCUCUUGAAUCACGCGGAAAAGAGCGCGUACCAAUUCAUCGAAUCGCAGAUUAACUUACUCUGCCUUCUCCACGAAGUUCGAACUGCUACGACGAAAUCUCGCUUGAGACUUGGGGAAAUCGAAAGGAAUGCUGCGAGUCCGAAUGGGAGGGAUCUCUAUGCGGACAUGGCGCAGGCGAAACGGAAGGUGGAGGAUCAGCUUACGGCGGAUCUGAAGGAGAAGGUUGGGGAGGUGGAAAGGCAGUGGCAGGAGGCCUUGGGGGAUGGGAUGGAAGAGUGUAAGGAGAGGGUUAGUAUUUGGUUGGAGGAGAGUGGUGGGUUGGAGGAUGGGAUGGAUGGUUAA
Messenger RNA from Lecanosticta acicola, 3821 nucleotides. NCBI's taxonomy places the organism in Eukaryota, Fungi, Ascomycota, Dothideomycetes, Mycosphaerellales, Mycosphaerellaceae. The record is from the annotation of a GenBank genome assembly.